GUAAACCAAAUUCGUUUCAUUUGGUCAACAAACAAGGAAGCCCUUAGCCCUCCCACCGUGUCCAUCUCCACUCGCCAGUCUCAGCCCGCCGGCCACCCCCCACAUCUCGCCAUGUGCGGUGGGUGCCGCCGCCGCCAAUGUGGCCCCGACGGGACGCCCGACGGCGGCCGCCGGGGCUGCGGAACCGUGAUCGCCGUGCUGGCCCUGGCGGCCGCCGCGGCGGUCGCGUUCCUGGAGAGCGCGGCCGGCGGGAUCUCCUACGCGGGGGACGGGUGGCUGCACGAGUGCGCCAAGUGGGACGCCGAGGGCGGCAGGUUCCUGGCGUCCACCUUCUUCGGCGGCGGCGUGGCGGAGGUGCGCGCCGGCGAGGGCGAGGCCGAGGAGCGGGUGGUCGUGGCCGACCCCGUCGCGGCCGGCCGGGUCGCGCUGGGGCUCGCGGUCGACGCGCCCAGGCGGCGCCUGCUCCUGGUCUACGCCGACCGGCCGCCGCGCCUCGGCUACGCCGCGCUGGGCGCCUACGACCUCGGAUCGUGGCGCCGUCUCUUCCUCACGCGCCUCGACGUGCCAGGCGAGUCUACAUUUCCCGACGACGUCGCCGCCGACGAGGAAGGCAACGCCUACGUGACCGACGCCAAGGGAAGCAAGAUCUGGAAGGUCGGGCCGGACGGCGCGCUGCUCGGCGUCAUCAAGAACGCCACGUUCGUGCAGCGGCCGGGCCUGCGCCACAACCUCGUCGGCCUCAAUGGCAUUGUCUACCACCCUAACGGCUACCUCCUCGUCGUCCACACCUCCGGCGGUGACUUCUUCAAGGUCGACCCGAAGACAGAGACCGUGCGCGUCGUCAAGGUGCGGGGGUCGCUGAGGCGAGGGGACGGCCUUGAGCUGCUCUCCCCGACGAGGCUGGUUGUCGCCGGCCUGCCGAACCGGCUGGUGGAGAGCUCCGACGACUGGGAGACGGCGAGUGUCACCGGGCAGUACGUCGGGCCGGUCCACCGGAUCGGGUCGUCGGCUACGGUGAAGGACGGGGACGUGUACGUCAACCAUAUUGUCGGGUUCGGGCUCGGCAGGAAGAAGACGCACGUCCUUGCAAGGGCGGUGUUCUCGCCGUUGGCAGUGACGAGUUGACGGGCCGGCGCCUCCGCGCGCGCUCCGUCGUGGGAUCAACAGUUGCUUUUUGCUAAGCGGCAGUUCAUACUUAUGGACUAGAACUAAUAAUUAGUUGCUAAAAUUAGUUGAGAUAUUUAAACAAUCUAGGUAAUAAUUCAACUACUAGCUACUUUUCGCAAAUUAGCUAUUUGUUAGGUAACUAAUUCGACUAACAAUUUUAGUCAAUUAAUUAUUAGAUCUAGUUCAUUCAAACACCCCAUAGAUGCUCGUAGUACUUUUGUUCCUACACUUGACACGUUGCCCAAAGAUACAAGAUUGUAUUGUUUGGUACAUGCAUGGCGGAGGACCCAAUAAAAUACCAAUAG
Zea mays is the source of this 1472-nucleotide messenger RNA. Its product is annotated as Calcium-dependent phosphotriesterase superfamily protein. Lineage: Eukaryota; Viridiplantae; Streptophyta; Magnoliopsida; Poales; Poaceae. Gene Ontology annotation, cellular component: endoplasmic reticulum. The record is from RefSeq and is marked validated.